AAACAUAAAGCAAUAGUCAAAAAUGAUGUUGGUGGUUCUGAGAGUGGUGGUGUGUGUGCAUAUGUUAAUGUUAUUCCACUUUGUCUGUUUGUCUUCGCAUUCAUGCCAUCCUGAGGAGAACUCUGCAUUGCUUCACUUCAAGACUCAACUCAUUACUAACACUACCUCUUAUGAAGAUUAUUAUUAUUAUGAAAACUGUCGUCAUGUUUAUCCAAAGAUGAGGACGUGGGAAAAUGGAACAGAUUGUUGCACCUGGAUGGGUGUCACGUGCCACCCUGUGUCUGGUCACGUGAUUGGCCUUGAUCUUGCUUGUAGUGCGCUUCAAGGUAUAAUCCAUCCUAACAACACCCUUUUUCAUCUUACUCAUCUCCAAACACUCAGCUUUGCUUUCAAUGAUUUUUAUGGUUCUGAAUUGUCAUCUCAGUUUAGUAAGCUUGUAAGUCUCACACACUUGAACUUAUCUGGUUGCGGGUUUGAAGGUGAAAUUCCUUCCCAAAUCUCACACCUUUCCAAAUUACAAUCACUUGACCUCUCUUUUAAUUAUGGUUUGAUGUGGAAAGAAACUACUUGGAAGAGGUUGCUGCAAAACACAUCGUGUUUAAGAGAGAUUGUAUUGGAUGACACAAAUAUGUCUUCAAUUGGUCCAACACCAAAUCCUUUGUCUUUGAUUGCCAACUUGUCUUCCACUUUGGUUACUCUUAGUCUUGUUUAUACUGAAAUAAGGGGUUCUUUGAUAAAUGACAUACUUUGUUUACCCAAUCUUCAACACCUCAUUCUAACACAGAAUUAUGAAUUGUCAGUCCAUCUUUCCGAGUUGAGUUGUACCACUUCUCUUAGUAUCUUGGAUCUUUCAUAUUGUGAUAUCCAAGGGCCUAUCUCUUCACCAUUCUCUAAUCUAACACGCCUCACUUCCUUGAAUUUGGCGGAAAAUCAUCUCAACGGUUCAAUCCCGUCAUCACUUUUAAACCUUCAGCGUCUCACUGACUUGGAUCUUUCAUGGAAUAAGCUUAGUGGUCAAAUUCCAAAUGUGUUUGAUAGGCUAACCAACUUGCAAACUCUCUCUCUUCAUGAUAAUAAUUUUCAAGGGAUGUUGCCAUCUUCAUUGUUUACCUUAACUCGACUCUCUCAAUUGGAUUGUUCUUAUAACCAAAUUGAGGGGCCACUGCCCAAUGAAGUAGCCUUUUCAAAUCUUACCCAAUUAAUCCUAAAUAACAACCUGUUAAAUGGGACAAUUCCUUGGUGGCCUUUAUCCUUCAAGUCUUUGAGAUAUUUGGAUUUAUCAAAUAACCAAUUUACAGGGCACAUAAACAGUCAAAUCAAAUCUUAUUCCUUGGAAUAUCUCUACUUGUGUGACAAUAAGCUUCAAGGAAACUUUUCAGAAUCAAUUUAUGAUCUUGUGAACCUUACUGGAUUGUGUUUGUCCUCAAACAAUUGGAGCAGUACUGUCAACUUUUCACUCUUUUCUAAGCUCCAAAAAUUGGAGUAUCUUUCUCUUUCAGGUUGCAAUUCAUUAUUGCUAGAAUCUGAAACAAGUAUUAGUUACACUUUUUUCAAUUUGUAUGUACUACAGUUACUUUCUAACAAUAUCAUUGGUUGGUCAAAGUUCUCAGGAAAAUUUCCACAAUUGGAAUAUCUUGAAUUGUCCAAUAAUAAACUUGAAGGAAAGGUACCCAAAUGGAUACAUGAUAUACCCUCAUUAUUUCAUUUGAAACUCUCACACAACAUGUUCACGUCAAUAGGUCAUCAAUUCCCAUGGUAUCAAUUUGAUUACCUUGAUCUUAGCUUCAACUUGAUGGAUGAUGACAUUUCUUCCUUCUUUUGUAAUGCAACCUCUUUGAAAGUUAUCAACUUGUCCCACAACAGAUUCACAGGAACAUUUCCACAGUGUCUUGCCAAUACCUCAUCCCUUGUAGAUUUGGAUAUACAAAUGAACAAACUUCAUGGCAAUUUAUCAGAUACUUUUAAGCAUCGUGGACUUGACACACUGAAUCUCAAUGGCAACCAGUUCAAAGGUUUAUUGCCAAAAUCUUUGUCCAAUUGCACAUAUCUUGUGGAUUUAGAUCUCGGUGAUAAUCAAUUUGAAGAUACGUUUCCCCAUUGGCUCCAAAAUCUAUCAAGGUUGGAAAUACUGGUGUUACGAGGCAAUAAGUUGUACGGUCCCAUUGCCAAUUUGAAAUCUGAAAAUAUAUUUCCAAGUUUGAUUAUUUUUGACAUAUCACGCAAUAACUUUAGUGGCUCGUUACCAAAAGCAUACAUACAAAAUUUUCAAGCCAUGAAGAUUGUGGAUGAUGAAGUGCGAAGCAGGUUGGUAGAUUAUAUUGACACUAGUGCUGGCAGUGGAGUGCGCAACAUUCGUCCAGAAUAUGAUAAUUCUGUAAUUGCAACAAUUAAAGGAGCCAAUACUCCUUUUGCGAAAAUUCCAAGAGCCUUUGUAAAUAUAGAUAUGUCAGAAAACAAAUUUGAAGGAGACAUUCCAGAUGUUAUUGGAGAGCUUCAAGCACUUAAAGAUCUCAACCUUUCACAUAACAGACUCGUUGGUCAUAUCCCCUAUUCUUUGGGAAAUUUGACAAAUCUGGAAUCGUUGGAUCUCUCAUCAAAUAUGCUUACUGGGAAUAUUCCUACUGAAUUGACAAAUAUGAACUUUCUUGAAGUCUUGAAUCUUUCCCAAAACCAGUUGGUGGGACCAAUACCCAAAGGAAAACAGUUUGAUACAUUUUUAAAUGAUUCCUAUGGGGGAAACAUGGAGCUAUGUGGAUUGCCAUUGUCAAUACAAUGCAACAACAAUGUCCCUUUGCAACAAUAUCCAUCUUCUGAGGCUGAGGACAAAUUUGGGUUUGGUUGGAAAGCAGUGGCAAUAGGAUAUGCAUGUGGAAUGGUGCUUGGAAUUGGCUUGGGAUUCUGUGUUUUCUCAAUUGGAAAGCCUCAAUGGCUUGUGAUCAUCUUUGGAGGCAAAAGAAUCAAAAGAAGGAACCGUGGAAAUCGGCGUGCAAGAACAACUUAAUGGCCACAACUUCUUCUUCUUGGGGCCACUCUCAAGUUCAUUUUUGCAUGGGAAAUUUGUUUCAGAUGUUGGUUAUUGCUGUUGUGUCUUUUUUUUUUUUUAUUUGUUAUUGUAAUUUUCUUU
Molecule: messenger RNA, 3124 nt
Organism: Arachis ipaensis
Lineage: Eukaryota; Viridiplantae; Streptophyta; Magnoliopsida; Fabales; Fabaceae
Product: receptor like protein 23-like
Molecular function (GO): protein binding
Source: RefSeq, a predicted model, not a curated record